AUGUCCAAGGUUCCACCUCCGGCUGGGGCUCUUCCAGGCCCGGGGGCCUCGACCGCCGCCCGCUCGGCUUCGGCUUCGGGAACCGAGAAAGCCGCGACCUCGCCCUCCACAACAGCAACACCUGCUACCGCUUCGGCGCCACGCCCAAAGGUGCGCAGUUGUGCCGUCUGUAGGACCCGCAAGGUCCGUUGCGACAAGCAGUCGCCGUGCUCCAACUGCCGUCGGGCCAACAUCCCGUGUGUCGUCCCAUCCGCCGACCGUCCUCCGCGGUGGGCUCGGCGUCUUGAGCGCAUCACCGCCUCGGCAGCUGCUAGUGCAGCUGCCGACUCAACACCCGCCCCGGAUGUCGACCCGGGCGUUAGCCAAGUCAUGGAGAGACUACGGAGUCUCGAGAGCCUUGUCAAGGACCUCAGCGGACAGCUGGAGCAGGCUCAAGCCGCAGCACUCUCAACCGGCAGCUCGCCUCGGAUAGACAUCGAUUCUCCUGGUAGCUCGACCCACGGCCGUGAUGCAGACCAUCGAGCAGAACAGCCCUCUACUACAAGUGCUGGCAAUGUUCAACAGCAAUUUGGGAGGUUGGUGCUCAACGAUGCAAGCAAGAGUCGUUAUGUGAGCAGCGGUUUUUGGUCACGCGUCAACGACGAGCUCGAUGCAUUAAAGAAAGACACGCGAGGUCUUGCCGGCACUGAUUCCGAUUCCGAUACAUCAGAUGAUGAGGCAAGCCCGGGGAAAUAUUCGUCUACCCAAGAGUUGGAACGGACGCCUUCGGAACGCCAUGCUUUCUUGUUUCGUCACAACCUCAACCCUUCGGGCUCGGACCUCCGUCAGUUCCAACCUCUUCCCUCUCAGGUGCCCUUUCUUCUGGACGUGUUUUCCGAGAACAUCAACACCCUCCUUCAGAUUGUUCAUAUGCCCACUGUGAAUCAGAUGGCCCGCAGUUCACGCGCCGGCAGUGCGAACAGCCUCACGCCUGUUAGCGAGGCGUUGAUGUUUUCCAUCUAUUAUGCAGCGGUAACAUCAAUGGAGGAGGACGACGUAGCGAUGAAUUUUGGUGCUACCAAGACCGAUCUCAACCUCAAAUAUCGGCUUGGACUCGAAUAUGCCCUCGCCAAGGCAGAUUUCCUCAACGUCCCUGAUAUAGUACUGGUACAGGCGUUUGCCAUCUUCCUCUUUCUCGUUCGCCUCCACGACAGCCCGAGAUUCGGUUGGAUGAUGACGGGGCUGGUAAUCCGUAUGGCGCAAGCCUUGGGGAUGCACCGCGACGGAAGCCAUUUCGGCCACCUCACCCCAUUCGAGGUUGAGAUGCGCAGACGGGUCUGGUGGGCACUGUGCGCACUCGAUAUGAGAGCGUCAGACGACCAGGGGUCCGACAUCACCAUCAGCAGCAACAGCUUCGACACCAGGCUACCCCUGAACAUCAACGACGCAGACUUUGGGCCUGAUACCAAAGAAAUGCCCCCACCACGCGAAGGCUUUACAGAUGCCACGGUUGCUAUUGUUUCCUCUGAGAUUUGUGCCAUCACGAGGCGGAUGACGGUUGCCAUGCCCAAGGGCGGACCCCAGGGCCUUGAACAGCAAACCCGCCUCCUGAACGAGAUGUACGAGGUACCGGAGCGGAACAAUCUUGAAUUUCCCGAAGGUCGAAAGAUGAUGCAUUGGGUUUUGGUCCGGGUGGUGCGUGUCACGGCCGCGAAAAUGACGCUCAUCACCCAUCUUCCUGUCCUGUUUGCAACGCCCAGUGAGCACUUCUCGGAUGAGAUUCGAGACAAACUGCUCGUGUCGGCAAUUGAGGUGGCCGAGAACAACCACGUGCUGCACGCCGAGCCAGCUUGUCGUCCAUGGCGUUGGAUCUUCCAGACGUACACCCAAUGGCACGCGAUUGUCUAUAUCCUGAUUGAGAUAUCCCAGCGCCCAUGGUCGCCCACCAUCGAACGAGCCUAUCUGGGACUGCAAAGCCCCUGGUUGAUUCCAGCUCAAUCCAACAUGGAUAAGAACUUACGUAUCUGGUUUCCGCUGCGAAAGCUGGUAGCCAAGGCGCGGAGGCAUCGUGCUGCUGAGCUCGAGAGGCUACGUGGUAAUGCGUGGGCUGCUCAACAGCUCGAGGCUGAAGACGGUAAACUCCCUGUGCCGUUGAGCGACGGCCCACUCUCCGCUGAGCAGAAUGUCGAGUAUUUCCGCGAGAGAUGGCGCAUGCUCAUAGCCGAAUCGGGGGAUGAAGCUCACAUACCAGUGCUACCAAGCACAGAGGCGGCUGCCUCACUCACCGCACCACCGGUGGCCACUGAAGGCCAGCAUCAACUCGGGCAAUAUGGCUCGGAUAGCAGCACAAACUUCCAGCCUGCCCAUAUCUCUACGGGUCAGGGCUCAGCAAACCCCAUGACCAACAUGGAAUCUGCUAUACCUUGGAAGUCCCACGGCACGAUGCCUGCAGGUCAGGCCGUGGGCGCCCAGCCAACAUACAAUGCUUUCCCAUCGAAUCCUAUAGACUGGGCUCGUGGCCCAUCCGGCGGUGGCGGGAUCGGAACUUGGUUAUGGGCUGAUGCUGACAGCAAUGUCGAUAUCUUCGGCAAUCUAGAUGUCGACGCGAAUGAUCUAAAUAUGGACUUUGGUGGAGAGGUGGACUGGAAUGGUUGGGUCGAGUCGGCCAAGGGCAUGGAGUGGGAUGUAGGAACGGGCAAUGGGGGACUCAACUAG
Anthostomella pinea is the source of this 2694-nucleotide messenger RNA. The record is from the annotation of a GenBank genome assembly. Lineage: Eukaryota; Fungi; Ascomycota; Sordariomycetes; Xylariales; Xylariaceae.